Molecule: messenger RNA, 1608 nt
Organism: Synchytrium microbalum
Lineage: Eukaryota; Fungi; Chytridiomycota; Chytridiomycetes; Synchytriales; Synchytriaceae
Exons: 9
Coding region: 1-1608 (535 amino acids)
Biological process (GO): nucleosome assembly; DNA replication-dependent chromatin assembly
Cellular component (GO): CAF-1 complex; nucleus
Molecular function (GO): protein binding
Source: RefSeq, a predicted model, not a curated record
AUGGCAAUUGAAAAUAAGCCUGCGGGCAGUCUCAAAGUCAAGACAUUACAAAUCCAUUGGCAUGACAAGCAGGCAGUUUACAGCGUCGACUUUGAGCCUGGAACAUCUGAAAGGUUUGCUACUGGAGGUGCUGACAAUGCUGUGCGAAUCUGGAAGAUUCAAAAGAGCGAGACUGAACCACCAAAUAUUCAGUUCAGAUCUACCUUGUCAAGACACAGCGCAGCAGUCAAUGUCGUUCGCUGGUCCCCAAAAGGCGGUGUCUUGGCCACUGGUGGUGAUGAUGCCUCAAUUAUAUUAUGGCGUGAAGCUCCACAUACUGCUGCUACACAAUCUGCUGGAAACAUUGCUGAUGAAGACGAAGAAGAGAAUCUGGAAACAUGGCGAUUGCAUAAUCACCUAAAGAUACCAACUGGACGUGAAAUUUAUGAUCUGGCAUGGUCUCCUGACGCUAAUUAUAUCAUAUCUGCGUGCUUUGAUAACGUCGCUCGAAUAUGGGAUACACGCGAUGGUAAAUGCAUUCAUGCUAUUGAGGAUCAUACUCAUGUUGUGCAAGGAGUGGCAUGGGAUCCUCUAGAACAGUAUCUCGCUACACAGAGUAGCGAUAGAUCCGUUCACAUUUAUUCAUACGACAUCAAACCCACCGGUGUUACUGUGAAACGUCUUGCAUCUCACUCCCGAAUCGACACUCUUCAACCAGCAGAGCCAUCAGGCAGUAGAAGCAAUACUCCAAUACCACCACCGCAAUCGUCACCGACGAAGCCUGCUGCUGCAUCAUCAUCAGCUGCACCUAUUCCAGAAGUGCCUGUACCUGCCCCUGUAUUACAACCACCCACAAAAAUGAGAAUGUAUCGUGACGAGACCUUAGUGAGCUUCUUUAGAAGACUCACAUUCUCUCCUGAUGGAUCGUUGCUGAUAACUCCAACUGGACAAUACAAGUUGGGUACAGGCAAGAAUGACAUUGUGCGAAACGCAACUUUUGUGUAUACGAGAGGUGGAAUAAGAAAACAGCCAGUCGUAAUAUUACCAAAUAUGAAGAAACCGUCAAUAGCUGUUCGAUUCAAUCCUAGAUUCUAUGAAUUAGAGGAACGACAGACUCAAGCCACAUUUUUAUUACCACAUCGUCUCAUAUUUGCUGUCGCUGCUCAAGAUGCUGUCCUCAUUUAUGACACUCAAGCAGCAACACCACUUGCAUUGAUGAAGAAUCUGCAUUAUGCUACGAUCAAUGAUAUUGCAUGGUCGUAUGAUGGAACAACUCUCAUGUUAGUGUCUUCUGAUGGGUUUUGCUCAAUGGUCGUCUUUGAUAAAGAAGAACUCGGUAUGGUUAUUGCUCGAGACCCUACUGCUGCUAUGGACGGUGUAGAAAUCCUGAGUACGGGUGUUACUGUCCCUGAUAAUGUCGCAAUGAGGGACAAUGAUGUCGAAAUGAUUGUAGACGAUGAUGAAUCUCGCAUGCCUGACAAGAAGAAUGAGGGUGCUUUAUCACAGGCCAAGCUCAUGAAAUUCGAUAUGGCUGGUAGUGCUGCAGAUCCAGUACGUAUUGACAGUGUUGAACCUAUAGACGUUGAUAGUGUUGAGCAGACCAUAGAGGUUGAACAAACUGUGCUUUGA